UUUACUUCUGAGAAAUUUAUUGUUUUGUUUUGAAUUAAGAUGAUAAAAAUAAAUAAGUCAUCCAUUGUUACACAGAUCAAGUGGCAUCAAGUGUCAUACUCUUUAUUGCGAUAUUUUUGCUCAUUUAAACCUUUGCCUGUUGUUACUUUGUAUUCAAAAGCAGAAAAUUGCUCACUAUGUGAUGAAGCAAAAAGGGAACUCAAAAAAUUUGAAGGAAUGUUUGUUCUGGAAGAAAUCGAUAUAACUGCUGCUGGCAACCAAACUUGGUUUGAGAAGUAUAAAUAUGAGAUUCCUGUCAUUCAUUUAAAUGGCAAAGAAAUAAUGAGACAUAAAGUUUUUAAGAAAGUACUUAUUGAUGCACUUGACAUUUUAAAAAAUAAAUCACAAUUAUAAUUAUCAGCUUAGUUGAUUUAUUAUUUAUCAAAUUUAUAAACUAGAAUGAUGAA
Messenger RNA from Hydra vulgaris (swiftwater hydra), 446 nucleotides. Its product is annotated as glutaredoxin-like protein C5orf63 homolog. NCBI's taxonomy places the organism in Eukaryota, Metazoa, Cnidaria, Hydrozoa, Anthoathecata, Hydridae. The record is from RefSeq and is a predicted model, not a curated record.